AUGGCUGCCAAUUGCCCGGGCACCUACGAAAAUAUUCCAAUAUCCACAGGCAGACUGAAUGCUAAUUUUGUUAAACAAGAAGAAAUUGGCGCUGGAUCAUUCGGAACUGUAUAUAGAGUUCAUCAAAAAUUAUUUAAUCAAGCACUUGCUGUCAAAGAAAUUAAUAUGAAAAAUGAAAAAGAUCUUGCAAAAAAUGUACGUGAACUGUCCGUAUGGUUUCAGUUACAAUCGGAAUAUGUAGUCAAAUACCGAAACCAUUGGUUUGAGAAAAACCCUGAUACUUUUUUAACCAUAUAUAUCAUAAUGGAUUUGUGUGAUCAUAACCUUAGACAUUUGUUAACGGUUAAGUCUAAACGUUAUAACCGACAAGGUGAUAUUACCCGUAUAAGCGAUUGGGAAUAUUUAAUAUGCUACUAUCUGUAUCAGGAAGUAUUAAUUGGUGUAGAUUAUCUACAUACACAUAAGCCAGCAAUAAUUCAUCGUGAUCUUAAACCUUCGAAUAUAUUAGUUGCAUAUACGCAUGAUAAAUUAAUGAUUAAACUUGGUGAUUUUGGUUUAGCUACCAAUCAUGAACUUGACCAAUCUCACACCGAAAAUGUAGGGACUACGAAAUAUGUUUCACCAGAAAUAUUCCGAAUUCGUAGAUAUACCACCAUGGUCGAUAUGUAUAGCAUGGGCGUUAUUUGUGAAGAGAUUUUUCAAAUUGAUUCAUUAGGGGAUGAUAUUGUCGAGGAUAAAGAUAUGCUCAAGGACAUUGGCAACGAUGUACACACUAAUAAAAACAAGAUUUCUGAAUUUGAAAAAAUCACUUUGUUACACGAUGGAAAAUUAUUCAUUGAAAUUCUUGAAGCCAUAAACUACUUGCACACGAAAUCAACACCAAUAAUGCACCGAAGUAUACAACCAAGCAAUAUCUUAAUCAUACAUCAUGCGCAUGGACGAUUUGUUAAAUUAUCCGAUUUUGGGUUGGCUAUUGAACAUCAUACAGAAUCCCAGUCCCAUACACAGUUUCCCAAUGCAGGUAAGUAUAUGGCACCGGAGGUAAAGCAAAGUCGCAAAUAUGGUCUGUCAUCGGAUGUGUAUAGUGUAGGUGUAUUGGCUCAGGACCUUUUUAACUUUGAUAUUAAUAAGUUUGAGUAUAGAUAA
This is a messenger RNA of Oppiella nova, 1146 nucleotides long. The record is from the annotation of a GenBank genome assembly. Lineage: Eukaryota; Metazoa; Arthropoda; Arachnida; Sarcoptiformes; Oppiidae.